Messenger RNA from Caenorhabditis angaria, 1333 nucleotides. NCBI's taxonomy places the organism in Eukaryota, Metazoa, Nematoda, Chromadorea, Rhabditida, Rhabditidae. The record is from the annotation of a GenBank genome assembly.
AUGUUUUUCCGGAUUAUACUAUUAUUUUCUAGUUUUCUUAUAUAUUUUCAAGUUUCGGCUGGAAAUGUUGUAGUUUGUAAAGAUAUUAAGGACUGUAAAACUUGUGCUGAAAGCUAUAUUCAUGUUCUUGGAUUCAAAGAAGAAUGUAGAUGGUGAGAUUUUUCAAAUAAAACUUUUAAGUUUUUUAAAAUUCAAAAAUAGGAUCCGUUUUUCAGGUGUAUCGAAAGUAAAUCAUGUGGUGGACCAUAUUCUUGUCCAAUUGGAAAACCUUUUAUUCAAAAAGAUCCAUUCAAGUGUCCAAUUCCGGUAUGAAAAAAACAUAUUUUUUUAUUGAUCUCUCAAUAUAUUUUACAGUAUCGCCCAGCUUCUGGAAAACGAUAUACCGAUGCUCUUGGUAGAUCAAUUUAUGCAGUUGCAAUUGCAGUUCGUGACAAAAAUAUUACAAGUUGUCUAGGAAAUGUUCGACCGGAUAUUACACUCACUAAAUCUUAUGAAGUUGAAUGCGACGGAGCUGGAAAUUUGUGUAAAGGACUUCUUGCAAAAUCUGAAGAAGCCAAAGCCAUUUAUGUUUCUUAUAAAGGAAGUACUUUUGGAAAACAAGUUUUCGCUGAACUUUUGCAUGGUUUGACAGCACAAUUAGGAGCUUGGGAAAAGUUCGAAUCAACUGAAGCUGGUGUUAUCACUUAUUUCCAUACCGCAUUUUAUCGAUUAUUCAUUGAUAGUGGAAUGAAAGACGAUUUACUUGAAUUGAUGAAGAAACAUAAAAAUUACAGAGUUUGGGUAAGAAAAUUCGAUAAUCAACAUGUUAUUUCAAAAAAUUGAAAUUAUUUAAGCUAACUGGGCAUUCACUUGGUGGAUCACUUGCAACAAUGACAUCACUUCAUUUGGUAAAAGCUGGUGAAAUCGAUAAAAAUCGAAUUCGUCUUAUUACUUUCGGAGAACCAAGAACUGGAAAUUUGGCAUUUGCUAAAGAAGUUGAAGAUAAUGUUCCAUUCCGUUAUCGCGUUGUCAAGAAAAAUGAUCCAGUAACAAAUAUGCCAGCAGCAACUCCAUUAAAUAUGUUAACAACUUCUCUUUAUAAUCGACAACCUCUUCAUUAUCGAUACAUGGUUCAUUAUAAUGGACCAAUGUUCAAAGGAGAAUCUUUCAAGGUUAGUUUCAGAUAAUUAAGGUAGCAUCUCGAGAUUUCAUUUUAUUUUAGGUAUGUGAAGUAUCUGAUGACAGUGCUUGCCGAAAUGUUGCUCUGUCUGAUAUUUCUGAUCAUACUACAUAUUUCCAAAUCGAUCAAGAUGAUUUUGUGAAAAACGGUUGUCCAAGAAACGAACUUAUUUAA